Messenger RNA from Camelina sativa (false flax), 1031 nucleotides. RefSeq names its product translocase of chloroplast-like protein. NCBI's taxonomy places the organism in Eukaryota, Viridiplantae, Streptophyta, Magnoliopsida, Brassicales, Brassicaceae. The record is from RefSeq and is a predicted model, not a curated record.
AGAUUCUACUUGCCUUUUUUUAGGAGAUUGACUCCAAAACUGGUCAAAUCUUUAACUUUACCACAUCAAAACACACACACUCACUCACAAAUUCAUUCUGGUCAAAUUCUCUUUUAUCACUCACUUCACUAUUUAUACGACCAAACCAUACCAUAUAUAACCAACAAAAAAGGGUAAUUGAUUGUGGACUUGACUGUGUUAUCGCAGAAAGGAGCCUUGCCGUAGCUAAACGGUUCCCGGCCGCAGUUACUGCCCAAGUGACAAAGGACAAGAAAGAGUUCAACAUCCUUCUAGACUCGUCUAUCUGUGCUAAGCACGGGGACAAUGGAUCUACCAUGGCAGGGCUUUUAAUCCAAGGAAGUGAGCAACUAAUGUAUUUGUUGAAAGGAGAAACCAAAUUUAAAGACUCAAAGAGGGGGAAGAUGACUAUUGGAGGGUUAGUUGCAUUCAUUGACGGGAACAUUCCUUUUGGUUUUAAAAUGGAGAAACAGAUGGCUGUCGGGAAAAGGCUUGUCCUCGUGGGAAAUGGAGGGACGAUGCGAUCACAAGGAGGAGAUACAGCUUCUGAAGCAAACCUCGAGGCCAGACUUAGAGAAGCUGAUUUUCCAAUAGGACAAAACCAAUCCCAUGCGGGACUGUCUCUAACCAUGUCGAAAGAUGAUUUAACCGCCACAGCCAAUAUACGAUCUCAAGUAUCUAUAGGAAGACAAACAAAGUUAACAGGUGUUGCAAGUCUUGACACCAAGAGGACUGGGCGUUUCAGUGUUCGAGCCAGCAGCUCAGAUCAGUUGCAGCUUGCCUUGAUGGCCAUUCUUCCGCUCGCCAUGUCCAUCUACAAGAGGAUUAUUCAAUCUAAAGAAACUGACAAUGAUCUUUAGGAUUUAGUUCUAUUUGGUGUCCACUAAUUCAUAUAUUUUAUCUUCUUCUUGUUCCUCGUAUUAGCAAAAGAAUCUUCCUAAUUUUAUAAUUUUAGGUAUGUUUUGGCCAACUUGGAUUGAAAAAUUUAAUAUAUAAAAAAGAGUUGGGCUUUU